AUGCUCAAAGCUAUACGAUUGGCUCUUUUUAACCUUCAAAAAUCAUUAUCUAAAAAUUCUCCAGGUCUCGAAGAUUUGGAAACUUUUGGAAUACUUGUAAAUAAAAUUAAAUUCCAGAUUCUUAGCCAAAUUGAUAACAGAAAAGAAAAUGCUGAAAUUACUAGUAUCAGAGAUGAGAAUAAUUCCUGA
Molecule: messenger RNA, 189 nt
Organism: Funneliformis caledonium
Lineage: Eukaryota; Fungi; Glomeromycota; Glomeromycetes; Glomerales; Glomeraceae
Source: the annotation of a GenBank genome assembly